GUGAGGUAGAGCUGCACAGACUUUGUCCCGGCUGCAGGAAGUCCCCAUUCAGCUGCUGUGACGAGCCGGGCGGAGGAGCUGCAGCUUCACACCAGUCACUCCAACCACUGCAGACACUCAUCAUGAAGUCUUCAUCACCACCUUCGUCUCCAUCAGUAACUUCUACCUCGGUGACGGCUGCACCAGACACUCAGCUCCUCUCCUCUUCAUCAUCUCCUCCUCCUCUUCCUCCUCUGUCUCUGAGAAGUCCACAGCUGCAAGCAGAGUUUCUACAAGAGCGUCUGAACAGAUUUCAGUCUCGCAGUGACGCCAGUGAAUCCAGUGUCGUCUCCUCUGCGGCCUCCUCCCCCCCUCCUCUGCGCUCCCCCUUCAGUCCGUCCCCCUUCGCCUCCCCCUGCAGCUCCUCAUCCUCCUCCUGCUCAUCUUCUCCUUGCAACAACAGACAAGCACGUCUGUCCCUGUCCCUGUCCAGCCCAGAGCUUCUGUCAGAGCUGAAAGUGGCAAGAACACGCAGCCUCCGACAUGUCCCCACGAGCAAAGGAAUGACCACUGUCUUCAGUGGACGAGGAAGAGGAGGGGUAAAGGCCUCUGGCUCCGCCCCCUCCACACGACCAGCCAGUCAGAAGACUUCACACUGAAUUUAUCAGCAGCACCAACUGAGUCGCAGGGCUUCCAGAAAUGCUCUCAAAAAUCUAAUUAUCAUCAUCAAAUAAAGAAAUCUCCUGUUAUUUGUGGACCUAACCAGAUAAACUGACAUGUUGUUGGAACAAUGAACAUUUAAUGUCAAAAUGAAUCAUUUGGUUUGUGGUAAUAACAAAAUAUAUCAGUUUGAAGCUGAGAAAGAAUUUGUUCAAACAUUAUUAUGAGAAACUGAGUGAUGAUGAUGUUGUUCUGUAAAUAUUAUGCUGAUGUAAGAUAAUAAAUGAUGAUCAGUCCACUGUGUCAUAAAGCAGUGCUAAUGAUGAGAAAGCCUGU
This is a messenger RNA of Epinephelus moara (kelp grouper), 975 nucleotides long. RefSeq lists its product as uncharacterized. The transcript is spliced from 5 exons. Lineage: Eukaryota; Metazoa; Chordata; Actinopteri; Perciformes; Serranidae. The coding region runs from base 123 to 638 and encodes 171 amino acids. The record is from RefSeq and is a predicted model, not a curated record.